This is a messenger RNA of Megalobrama amblycephala (Wuchang bream), 724 nucleotides long. RefSeq names its product complement C1q-like protein 4. Lineage: Eukaryota; Metazoa; Chordata; Actinopteri; Cypriniformes; Xenocyprididae. Gene Ontology annotation, molecular function: protein binding. The record is from RefSeq and is a predicted model, not a curated record. The coding region runs from base 95 to 478 and encodes 127 amino acids. The transcript is spliced from 2 exons.
AGUGUAUUCAUUCUCAGUGUAAUACAGUAAUAUAUCACAAUAUUGCUUAUGUUUUUCAAUAACAGACAGAGAAAUAGCUUUUUCAGCUGCACUGAUGGAAUCUGGCAGUGGAUUUAUUGGUCCUUUUACCACUGAAAUCACACUAACCUACAGGAAAGUCUUCACAAACAUAGGGAACGCCUACAACCCAAUUACAGGUAUUUUCACAGCCCCACUGAAAGGAGCGUACAUGUUCAGAGUCUCUGUAUAUGGAUAUGCCCCAUAUGAAGCAACUGCAGUCAUUGUUAAGAAUGGAGAGCAGGUGGUUAUAGCUCAUGAAUAUCAGGAUCAGCAUCAGUUAAACUCCUCAAAUGGAGUUGUGUUGAUCCUGGAGGUUGGAGAUGUUGUCUAUGUGAGACUUUGGUCUAACAGGAGGAUAUAUGAUAGCCAGAAUAACCACAACACUUUUAGUGGUUAUCUACUGUUUCCCUUAAAAUAACAGGAGCAUUACAGAAUGUGAUUCCAAUAAUUCUGAACCUUCAGCGUAUGAUUUAAUUGAAAAUUAUGACAAAUCAUUAACAUAUGAACCUGUAUUAAUGAGGACUAAUGUGUGUUUUUGAAAUUUGCAGUAAAUUACUGUAUAAAGUCAGUAUAAUACACUAUAUUCAUAAGUUCUGAUCUGUCUAUACAUGUAAGUUUGUAUAAAGAGUUUCAGCACUGAGACAGACAGGACCCAUGAAUAUCA